CCGCCGUCGCGCCGCCCCGUCCCGCGCGGGGAGCAGCGCUCCGACCCGCCCCUGCGGCCGCCCGCGGCCCCCGCUCGCCUCGCCGUGCCUCCAGUCUCGUCUCGCCGGCUCUGUCGGGCUCUGUCCCUGGGUCCCUGGCCUCCCCUACCCGGGCCAGCCCGCACCGCUAGCUCCAGUGCUAGGAAGGGGCCGCUCAGGAGAGACCGACCUGCGGACCGACUGAUCCGGCGCCCCGGAGAGGAGCAGCCCGUCACAUGGACCCUCCAUCGCUGGACACAGCCAUCCAGCAUGCCCUGGCAGGCCUCUAUCCCCCUUUUGAAGCCACAGCGCCCACCAUCCUGGGGCAGGUGUUCCGUCUGCUGGAUUCUGAUUUCCAGGGGGAUGGGCUGAGAUUCCUCCUGGAUUUCCUUAUUCCUGCCAAGCGUGCGUGCGAGCAAGUGCGCGAAGCAGCCUGUGCCCCGUACUCACACUGCCUCUUCCUGCACGAGGGCUGGCCUCUGUGCCUGCGGGGUGAGGUCGUGGUGCACCUGGCCCCCCUCAGCCCCCUCUCACUGCGCCAAGGGGACUUCUACCUGCAGGUCGAGCCCCAGGAGGAGCAGUCUGUCUGCAUCAUGAUCAAGUGCCUCUCCUUGGACCUCCGCACGGUGGACACAAAGCCUGUCCCCGUGUCGUCCUACCCUAUACUUUUCACCCCAACAUGGCUGGAGGCCAUCAACAGCGACUUUGAGGGAAGCCCCUUACACAACUGCCUGGUCGCUUCGGAAGAUGGAAUUGCCUCUGUGCCCUGGACCAAGAUCACCAGCCCGGAGUUUGUGGAUGACAGACCCCAAGCUGUGAAUGUCCCCUCCCUGCCCUGGGGGUCCCUUCAGUUAGAGGCCCUCGAUUUGAGUCGCCCUCCAGAGCCGCACCAGCCCAGGUCCCCAGGCAGCCAGGUGCUGCUUGCCCGGAGCUUGGCCAAGGGCAAGGGCAGGACAUACGGGAACAAGUACCCAGGACUCAUCAAGGUGGAGCCAGCCAGGUCUGCGGGGGUGGCCUUUGGGAUGGACCAUGUGGCCAGCCAGGACUUGGAGGGAGACUAUGUGGCCCUCCUGGAGAGCAGAGGAAGAUCUCCCAGUAGGGAAGUGGAGACAUCCAGUGGCUGUCCUUUGGGGACACUGGAGGAACUAUCGAGAACUAAGGAAGUCCCUUUCUCUCAAACGCCACCUCUCUCAGGGACCAGUGGGGGACCCUCCUUGAAAAAACGGGCUUGUGAGAAGCCAGCAAGCUCAGAAGAGGAGCCCUGCAUUUUGGGCUUGAGGAGAAUGGUCAACCAUAAAGUUGACUCACCCACUCAUGACUCCGAACACCAGCCCCAAGAGCCCUACCUCACCGUCCUUGAGAAGCCACUGCCCUGUGCCUCUGGCCUCGUGGCAGGUGGUUCAGAGAAGCCAGCUUCUUCCAAGAUGCAGGGACUUCUGGGAAACCCAGAAAAUACGGUGCAGCCCAGGCCUGAACCAAAGCAAGCAUCCUCCCUGCACCUGUGCCCAGCUUCCCCUCCUGAAGCUCCGGCCCCUGAAACCAAGAUGGAAGAGAGACCCAAACUGGGACAUGGGAAACCUCCCAAACCUGGGACUGGCCCCAGUCAGAACACCUCCUCUUCCAGAUCCCCCACUCCUGGGCUCAGAUUCUCCUUCUUGAAAGGGCAAAGGCAAGCCCCGAGGCCUCCAGAGAAAGCCUCAUUCCAGCAGGACAGGCCCUGGAAAGUCUUGUGUUCGCUCUAUUCUCCCAAACCCCACCGAGCCAAGUGCUUGGGGAAAGCUGGAACAACUCAGACCAAAACAUCUGGCCCAGCCGCUGACUCAGGCCCACUGACCGGGGAAAAGGCUGGCUUCCCAGAAGGCCCUCCUGAAAGAGGCCCCACUCUGGACGAGGAGGCCCCAGGCCCUGAGCCCAGGAUGGGGGCUCUGAGUGUGGAGAUCUUCAAGUCAAGGAUAGCAUGCCUGCCAGGAGGUCGGGACAGGGCAGGGAGGCCCCUGAUCCUGGUGUCAGCCACCGAGGGGGCCUGGGAGGCACCGUGGUGCACAGCCUCAGAGGUCACCAAGCUGCUGUCCUACCUGUGCACUGUCCCCAGGCCUGAAGAUAAAACCAACGGGCUGGCGGUUGUGAUUGAUGCCAGGAAAAAGCCCCCACACCCUGGUCUGCUCAGUGCCCUGCAGGCCACCCAGGCUCUGGCCCCAGCCUCCAUCCGUGCCGUGCUCUACCUGGGGGACAAGGAGGCUGCUCCCCAGCUGGAGACGCUACCCGACAUCCAGGUAGAGGUGGUGACCUCCCUGAAGGCUCUCAGCCAGCACGUGGACCUCAGCCAGCUGCCCCCGGCCCUGGAAGGCCCCCUCCCCUACUGCCACAGCGAGUGGGUGCAAUUCUUCCAGAAGGUGGACCCUUUCCUUGCUGACCUCCGCCGGGCCUCUGCCUUGCUAAAGGCUUCCAUCAAGCAGUUUGAGAAGAGCGACCCCCCUGGAGGGGUUCAGGAGGCCUCUAGGUGUCUGAGCAAGUCCAAGGAGCUGAUGGAGGCCAUGCUGAGGGACCCAGGCCUCCUGGGCCUCCAGCGGGAAGGGGGAGCCACUCUGGCCAGGCUGCGGCAGGAAGCUGGUAGGCUGGACUUCAACCCCGAUGUCAGGAGCCAUCUGGCCGAAGCUGUCGCCCUAUAUGGCCUCGUGGGUGAGCAGCUGCAUGUCCUGGUCACUGCAUCUAACCACCUCCUGGGAAGGCUGGAGCUCCGCAUCCGCCUGGGCCGCCUGGAAGCUGCCAUCCACCAGGUCAGCAACUGGAUGGAGCAGGAGGGGAGCCGGUGCCUGCAAGUGCUGACCCCCAAAGACAGAAGCUUGGAGACUGUGGAGAAGGUGCAUGCAGAGUUUGAGGACUUCUUCCUUCAGGCUGCAGCCCAGUACCGCCACGGCCUGGAGCUGUCCAAGCAGGCCACGCAGCUGGCCGCCGCCGCAGGGGGAGCCAGCCAGGCAGGGGCCGCGGAGUUCCCGGGACUGGCAGCCUUGGCCUCUACUCAGCGGGCCUUCCAGGCUAAGCUGACCCACUUCUACAUGGCGGCUGAGCGGCAGCGCACAGACCUGGAGACGCUGUUCCACCUGCAACGCUUCUGCAGGAAGAUGAGCUGGUUUCACAUGGACUGUCAGGACCUGAUGAGGCAGCUCAGGCUGGGCAAGGCACAGAGGGCCAGCCCUGGGGCCCAGCGCCGUCUCCACCGCCACCUGCAGCGACUGGCGUUGGAGUUCCCAGCAGAGAAGCUCGAGGCCAUGGGGCUUCAGGUGGCCUCUCUGAGCCAGGAGGGCCUGGGCCAGGACCUGUGGCAGGAGGCCCGGGUGAAACACGCGGAGAUCCAGACCCUCCUGAAGAAGGCACUGGCACACUGCCCGUGCCCAGCGGGGCCCACGGCGCACACAGCACCCCUGGAGCUCAGAAGGGCAGAUGCCAAGGGCCAGGGUCUCAAUGGCGAUGUCACUUCCAGGGGAAGGCGGGGCCUGCUUCUCCAGGACUCACUGGGCCUGGAUGGUUCACCAAAUCCCGGUUGGCCUCGGUCCCCCAGAGAGGGGCAGAACAGAAAUUUGCAGGCAGGCCUUCUGGCCGAGGAAGCUGGCCAGGCCGUAGAGGCUGGUGAAGGCCAAGGCCCCCAUGAGCCAUUUCCACUUCCAGCCCCUGAGCGCUUCCGUGACCCCCUCUUCUCCUGGCAGCGACUCCCCAGGCAGAGUCAGACACCUCGUGCCCCUGGGGGCAGCUUCUCUUCAGAGGGGACAGACUCACAGACGUCUCUGGAGGACUCACCCCAGAGGAGUCCCCCGGCCUCCCUCUAGCUAGGACCCCCACCACUGGCACCGGGCUCCAGGGGGUGGCUGGGGAGGGGCCCAGCGACAGUGGGGAGCGGGGUGGGGGCCCUGACUGAUCCCACCUGGACAUGGUUCCUGAGCACUCACUGUAUGUUUGGCCCAUGCUAGGAGAGGGCAAGAACCUACACCUGCUCCCAGCUCCAGAAAACUCUAGAAGACCUGACUCACAAUCGGACUAGUGAGUAUGGAGGGCAAGGCAGGGACUGACUCCACAACCCCCGCGUCCCAUCGUGGAGAGAGUUGUUGGUACAGAACCUUCCAGAGGUCUCAGGCUUAGGCAAGCCAGAUGCCCACCUGGAGUUCUGGGGUAUGUAAGCUACCCCUUGAGGCCCAUGGGGCAUAGUUGCCACGAGUGGGAGGAUUCGGGGGCGGCUUCUUAUCCGUGCCUGUUUGUUUGGCGGUGAUUUCAGGAUCCCUUGCUGCAGGAGUAGGGAGGUGAGCGUGGGAAGGGAAUAAAGGGCGUGGUGUCUAGUAAAUCACCGCAUGUGGGCUGUUUACUCUCGGCGCCCGCCAGCCUCGGGCAAAGGGAGUCAUCUGCUGGAAGGCAGUUCCUGCACCCCAAGCAGUACGGGCAGGGAAUGAAUGCCCUCUCGCUGUCUCACCGGCUGCUCCCACACUCCAGGAGCCCCACAGGGUCCUGUCCCCUCUGGGCACUCCAGAGAGAACCCCCUCCCCCUCUGAUGUUCUGUCGUCUUCUCUCCCCGCACAUCUCAGACUCUAUGACUUCUGCUCCCCCCACCCCAGGGCCCCAUCUCUUUAGUCGCAGCUUCUGGUCCCCAGCGUCUUAGGCUUCUGCUGGUGGUUGGGGUUGGAUGACAACGGGGAGCCACAUCCCCCUCCAGCAGGGGGACGGGGUGGGAAGGCCCUGACACCUCAGAUCUCAGAGUGAAGCGGGAGAGUUCCUGACUCGCAGAGCCGAAGAAUGGGUCUCGUGGACGAAGGGGAGUGAGUAAAGCGGUUGAGUUUUAUUAAGCCGGAAUACAGAGACAGCUCUCAGGAAUGCGAGGGGUCCCGACAGCGGCGCCAACGUGGGCCUCCACUGACAGUCUCUUCUUUAGGCCCGAUCAGGGAGCCUGUGGCCUUACCACUCUCGUGAUGUCUUGGCCUGAGUAAGGACUGGUGAUAACAUCUCUAAUGGCUCACUUCUUCAGGCUCUGAUCAUUCUUUUUUGGUCACAAUGUGACUGUCAUAAAAAGACCCCCACCUCUGAGGCCCAGGGCAGGGUAGUCUGGUUUGUUCCCUUAUUUCUGGUUUUGUUAGGCCUCACAUUUCUGGGAUUUCUGUGAGCCCGGUCACGUAGCUCCCUCCUAUCUCUCUCUACCUGGCCCUGUCUGUCCCUUCUAGAGUAUCUUUCACAUCACCCAGAGUCCCCCCUGCUAGCACCUCCCCUGAACAUCAUUAUGCUGGGAAAGGGUGAGGCCCUGUCUCCACCUAGGAUGCGUAGAAAAGGUGGCCUCUGGCUGCCUGGCCCUGGAAUUUUCCUGGCUCCGGGCAGAGGGUGGAGCACUGAGCCCAACUCUGGAAAGAGAGGGAGGCGGGACUAAGGUGUGCCUAGGGAGGACGAGGCAAGUGUUCGAGAGACAGCUCAGCAGAGAAAACAACACAAACCUCAAUGCCCCAGAUGGCUUCGAGAAUCUUCUAGGACUUAAGAUUUCUUCAGGUGUGGUCUGUGGCCUGUGUGCCUCAGAACCAUAAGCAGAGCUGAUCAAAGGCAGCUUCCCAGGGGGUCCCACCCAGAUAAUUAAAAUCAGGUCCUGGGAGCCAGGGCCUGGCUGGAAUCUGCCUUUGUGUUGAUCUUGUGACGCAGUGAGGUGGUAACACUUGGGGCUGGGGUCUGAGCUGGCCCCCCAGCCCAGGCCAGCCCUCAUUCUUGUGUUCCACUCUCCUGCCUUCUGUCCAGACUGGCCUGAGGAUGCAAGAGGUGGUUGAUAAGCCCACCUCCAUCCAUGCCUGUCGCCUCAGAGGGGGGCCAAGGGCUCUAAAAAUGCUGUUGCCAUAGCAACAGCAUCCAACCAGUGGGGACCACAGGCAGGGAGCCAGGGCACCUGGGGUGCAAGGAUGGAAACUAACUUCGGAGAGACAGACAAUACACACUGCAAGGGAGGAAGGGGGAUGAGGAGGGGGAUGGAGGGUCCUGGAAUCCUUGGAAGGGAGGGCUCCCCAAAGCCAUCCUGUGGAUUUCUCUGUCUCUAAAAAGAGCCAAACCCCAAUACUCUGUCUACUCACAGCAGCACAUGGGGGAGAGAGGAUGCAGAAAUGAAAUCUAAUGAUGAAUAGUAAUAUAUAAAAAGAAUAAUA
Molecule: messenger RNA, 6173 nt
Organism: Ailuropoda melanoleuca (giant panda)
Lineage: Eukaryota; Metazoa; Chordata; Mammalia; Carnivora; Ursidae
Product: KIAA1755 ortholog
Exons: 14
Coding region: 255-3842 (1195 amino acids)
Source: RefSeq, a predicted model, not a curated record